Messenger RNA from Pseudomassariella vexata, 1083 nucleotides. RefSeq lists its product as uncharacterized. NCBI's taxonomy places the organism in Eukaryota, Fungi, Ascomycota, Sordariomycetes, Amphisphaeriales, Pseudomassariaceae. The transcript is spliced from 2 exons. The coding region runs from base 295 to 615 and encodes 106 amino acids. The record is from RefSeq and is a predicted model, not a curated record.
GUUUCACCGGGUAUGGCCAACGUACCCCACACUCCCGACUCCAGCCUCCAAGGGUGCAGGGUCUCGACUAGUGAACCAAAACUAAGUUGAGCCCGGCAUCGCGGGAUUUCGGACGAGCAGUUUGUGAGACUCAAUAUAUUAAGCAUAGCCAGCUCUGAAAUCCAAGCAGAGAAAAUGUGACGCAGUUACCAAUAAUACACGGUGUAAACUAGGCAAAACCCCAACCCAAGGAGAGCCGCCAUAUCAACUUCUUCCUGGUCCUGGGUCUUUCGUCCGAGUCAUGCCUGGAAACCUAUGAUACUCCUCUGUUUCCCGAGAGCGAUCGAGAUAUCCCCGACGUGGCGCCAAGUCCAGCCGGGUUCGAGAUGUUGCUUCUGGCACCGAUACGGCUGGCCUCUGAGUCAAUGUCAACGGCGGGACAACCAGCCAGAUGUGACGCUUCUGCGCACUUGUAAGCAGAUUAAACAGAAAGCUACUAAGGUCCUGUACCGCCAAAACGGCGUUAUCGUCGGUUAUUCCGAGACUACCACCUGUGAACCUACGGAGAAGACCUCACAUACCAACCCUACCAACCCACUCAUUUCUUCCUCUGGUAUCUGCGGCGCUCUACCAUAACCCAAAGCAAGUCCAUCACCUUCCAUACCGGCGGUCAUUGCGCCUGCUGGACGGCAUCGCGUCACCCGCGUAAACAAUGGAAGAACAACGGCAAGGUUCUGAGCAAGAAGUGCUGCCCCCUGUCUAGCCUGGAUUGGCUGCUGCCUUCGCCCGGUAGAGCCUGGGAGGUUCUAGACGUGGGUUUAUUGCACAUGAGUGAAGCACCCUCCGCCGAGAUCCACGUCUCGCUCUUUCUAUACGGCUCUACUGAAUUCCGACUGCCAUGGCAGUGUCGUUUGGUUGCGCAGGGGGGUCCUCAGAUAUCUGCUUAGGAAUGAGCAUAUGAGCAUCUGAGAAAUGACGACAACUACUUAGCUAGAAGCAACUAACUGAAUUGGAAACUGGGCGUUGAGUAAUUGAGUUUAACUGUAGGAAAAACGGGCUUUGUCAUACUUUGGCCACAGCUAUCAUCAAAAGGCUAAAUUAGAG